This is a messenger RNA of Pelodiscus sinensis (Chinese soft-shelled turtle), 863 nucleotides long. The record is from RefSeq and is a predicted model, not a curated record. Lineage: Eukaryota; Metazoa; Chordata; Testudines; Trionychidae.
GGGCCCCCACUUGUGGCCUGUCUCCCCCCCACAGGCGUGUUCCGGGAGGCCACGACAGAGUUUAGCGUGGACGCCCGGGCACUGAGCACCACUGGGGGCCCCCAUGUCAAGACCCGGGUGUCCAACCCCUCGGGGAACCUGACGGAGGCCUUCGUGCAGGACCACGGGGAUGGCACGUACCGCGUGGAGUACACCCCCUAUGAGGAGGGUGAGCUGGCCCCCCUGAUCUCCCUUCCCCUGGCCGGGGCCCCUGUGCCCAAGAGCCCCUUCCGGGUGCCGGUCAGCGAGGGCUGUGACCCCAGCCGAGUCAGGGUGCACGGGCCGGGCCUGCAGAGCGGCACCACCAACCAGCCCAACCGCUUCACCGUCGAGACCAGGGGGGCUGGCACCGGAGGGCUGGGCCUGGCUGUGGAGGGCCCCUCUGAAGCCAAAAUGACCUGCACGGAUAACAAGGACGGCAGCUGCUCGGUGGAAUACGUCCCCUACGAACCCGGCACCUACAGCCUCAACGUCACCUACGGCGGGCGCCAGGUGCCAGGGAGCCCCUUCCAGGUGCCGGUGCAGGAGGUGGUGGACUCGUCCAAGGUGGUGUGUGCAGGGCCAGGGCUGAUGCCGGGCGUCGUGCGUGCCAGCGUGCCCCAGUCCUUUUCUGUGGACACCAGCCAGGCGGGCGUCGCCCCCCUGCAGGUCAAGGUGCAGGGCCCCAAAGGUGUGCUGGAGCCAGUGGACGUGGUGAGCAGUGCUGAUGGCACCCAGACGGUGACUUACGUGCCCAGCAGGGAGGGGCCCUACAGCAUCGCCGUGCACUAUGGGGACCAGGAGGUGCCGCGCAGGUAGGUGGGAGGUGGCCAGGCUGGGGGCCG